GUGUAUUUACAUUUAAUAAAACCCAAUUUUACUUUUUUAUUUUAUAACGAACUUUUUGCCGAAAGAACGUUACCGACCCGGUGCCCGGGCUUAAUAAUUAUGUACGGCAUUACGUUAUUAAAAUUAAACCCAAACGUUAGUAAUUUAUUACGCAACCGCUUAAAGGACGACGAUAACAAAUUCGAUCCCGCAAAUAUACGCAUGUUUAGCGCUCCCAAUUUUAUGCUAUUUUGCAAAUAA
Gaeumannomyces tritici R3-111a-1 is the source of this 240-nucleotide messenger RNA. RefSeq lists its product as hypothetical. The annotation marks the transcript as partial. The record is from RefSeq and is a predicted model, not a curated record. The transcript is spliced from 2 exons. NCBI's taxonomy places the organism in Eukaryota, Fungi, Ascomycota, Sordariomycetes, Magnaporthales, Magnaporthaceae.